AUGGGUUGCUGCGGUGGUGAUAGAGAAAAGUUCGGUGCCUUGACUGCGGAACAGAAGUGGGAAUACAUUAAUCUCGAUGACUUCAAAUCUUCCUCGUGCUGGACACCGUUCGCCUAUGGCUACCUCCUUGUUAUGGGUGUCGUUUCCAUCUCCGUCUAUGGAGUCGAUACCUUUACCGCCAUCCAACUACUCGCGUUCGAUCGAUGGGCCGGACAGAUCAAGCCAGAAAUCCCACUGAACAUCUCACGAUGGAUCUUUGCGGGAUGUAUCAUCCUCUCCUUCAUCCUCCUUGUUUACAGGUGGUGGCGGGCAAUUAGAGUCAUCCAACAAGGUGGAGUGGCUAAAAGUUAUCUCGAUCCAUUGGCGGUUCGAGUACAAUCAGUUAGAUGGGGACAGGGAAGAGGUUGGAAACGAUUCUUGGUGUUUGCCGAGUUGACCAAGAGUCGGAAGGGUGCCGACUACGUUGCGCUGUUCGCCUACUUUUCAUUCGAGGCAUGGUUACGAAUUGUGUUUGCCGAAGGCCCACGACAAGUGAUCAAUGCAAUCACCCUAUACUCAGUGUUGAGGUUGAAGCUGAUUCCAGUUGGCGAGCACGCCCCUGAUGAUGGACACUCUCCCGUUGUCCAGUUCUUUGUCAAUAUCGGCAUCCUAGCAGACUCAAAUCACCUUCAGGCCGUCGUCUUGUUCGGUAUGCUGUGGACACUUGUCAUCUGGGUCAUCUCAGUUAUCAGUCUGAUGGUGUCUGUGGUGCUUUAUCUGCUCUUCCUCUGGCAUCAUAUCCCAAGCCGCGAUGGAGGCCUCACGGGCUAUUGCCGCAACAAGAUCAAUCGAAGGAUGGAGAGGAUCGUGAGAACCAAGGUAGACAAGGCGUUGAGGAAAGAAAACCAACUUCGAGCUCGUCAAGAGGCGCAGGCUGCACGAGAAGGACUCGAUGUCAAGAAGCAGCCUACUCUCCCCAACCUCGGCACCGAUGCAGUCGACUCUUUCCCCGGUCUAUCUCGACAGACGACAAUGACUACUCUGCCUGAAUACACAUCCAGACCAGGAACAGGCAGGAACAGCAACGAAUUACUGCCAACCCUGCCAAAUAUCUCCUCUCGACCCCCAAUGCCGAUGCGCACUGUCACACAUGGUUCGACAGCGUCAUUUGAGAGCUUCACGUCGAAUGCGCCUUUAAUGAACUCCGCAGGAGAAAUGAGCACCUUACCAGACCCAGGGCAGGAUCCCGCUGGUGCUUGGUACGGCAACACAUCAUCCAAUCGAAACCCAGGCAUGUCCCAGUUCUCUCAGCGCUCAUAUAGUCCAGCUCCACCUAGACCAGGAACAGCGCAAGGAAAUCGACAUGAUCCUGGAUCAUAUCAGAUGGAUCCACUCCGGGCACCUGGCAGAGGCAUGUCCAACAGCUCUCUCCCACGAUACAACCCGAAUAGUUCUGGAGGCCUCCCUUACCCAGACGAUCGGAGCUCUACGUCCUCCAAGGCGCCUUCAUGGUCUGGAUCGAACUCCGAACCUGGCGUCGACACGAUGGGACGUCGUCAACCAGCCGCGGUCGGACCUACCUUUCGAAGUAUCUCCGAAGAAAGAGGCCGCAUGUCACCCUUACCUGGGCCGCAAUUUCGGGCGCAAACUCCCGUCAGAGGCCCUGAGAGAUCAUUCACACCAACUGGACCUCCUCCUCGAUCCAUGACGGCAGGUGGUCCACCACCAGUCGACCGGUCAUUCACGCCCAACAGCCUGCCUCCACGGGCCAUGACACCAUCAGGAGGACCAACAUUGCCUCGGCUACAAACCACGUCAGCUUCAGGAUACAUACCAUACUCCGAGGAGCCGCGAUCAAUGACUCCUGCAUCCUCGAUACCACCCAAUGCCACAAUUCGUAGUGUUAAUGAGCCAGCAAGAAGCUAUUCGCCGUUCAGACCGCAGAUGUCUGGACCGCAAGGACGAGCACCACCUCAAAGACAGGGCAGUGCUGUUGACGAUAUUUUGGAUCAUUAUUGA
Messenger RNA from Exophiala spinifera, 1998 nucleotides. RefSeq lists its product as uncharacterized. The coding region runs from base 1 to 1998 and encodes 665 amino acids. Gene Ontology annotation, cellular component: plasma membrane. NCBI's taxonomy places the organism in Eukaryota, Fungi, Ascomycota, Eurotiomycetes, Chaetothyriales, Herpotrichiellaceae. Gene Ontology annotation, molecular function: potassium ion transmembrane transporter activity. The record is from RefSeq and is a predicted model, not a curated record. The transcript has 2 exons. Gene Ontology annotation, biological process: potassium ion transmembrane transport.